CCCCUCUCUUCACCCUAGUGUCCAAGACAUAUGGCCGAAGGUCAGAUGACACGACCACAAAGUCGAUUAUCGACCUCCGGCCUAAGGUGUCCUGGUACCACGUGUACUGAUGGGCACCCUUAUGCUUGAACAUGGUGUUCGUUAUGGACAGACUGUGACUAGCACAGAAGUCCAAUAACAGAACACCACUUGAGUUCAGAUCAGGGGGGCCGUUCCUCCCAAUCACGCCCCUCCAGGUAACACUGUCGUUACCCACAUGGGCGUUGAAGUCCCCCAGUAUAACUAUGGAGUCCCCAGUCGGGGCACCUUCCAGCACCCCUCGUAGGGUCUCCAAGAAGGUUGGGUACUCCACACUGCUGUUCGGCCCGUAAGCCGAAACAACAGUGAGGCCCCUAUCCCCCACCCGAAGGCGCAGGGAAACCACCCUCUCAUUUACUGGGGAAAACUCCAACACAUGGCGGCUGAGCUCGGGGGCUAUAAGCAAGCCCACCCCAGCCCGCCGCCUCUCACCAUGAGGUACUCCAGAGUAGUAGAGGGUCCAACCUCUCUCCAGGAGUUGGGUUCCAGAGCCCAGGCUGUGCGUGGAGGCGAGCCCGACUAUCUCUAGCCGGUACCGCUCAGCCUCCCCCACCAGCUCAGGCUCCUUCCCCCCCAGUGAAGUGACAUUCCAUGUCCCAAGAGCCAGAUUCUGUAACCAGGGUUUGGGUCGUCUAGGCCCCUGCCCAUGACUGCUACCCAAAACACAUUGCACCAGCCCCUUAUGCUCCUUCCUGCGGGUGGUGGGCCUACGUCGCUCUUUCGGGCUAUGCCCGGCCGAGUCCCAUAGGCGAAGACUCGGCCACCAGGCGCUCGCCUGCGUGCCCCAGCCCCAGGCCUGGCUCCAGGUUGGGGCCCCGGUAACGCCAAUCCGGGCGACGUAACAGUCCUUGCUUUUGUUUUCUUCAUAAGGGGGAUUUGAACUGCUCUUAGUCUGACCCGUCACCUAGGACCCGUUUGCCUUGGGAGACCCUACCAGGGGCACUUGGCCCCUGACAACAUGGCUCCUAGGCUCAUUCGGGUACUCAAACUCCUCCACCACAAUAAGGUGGCGGUUCAGGGAGGGGUGUAGAAAUUCAAAUUUUAAAAAUGCCUUUAUUUUACCAAACACACACUGUCCACUUUAUUAAGAACAUGUACACCCACAAAUAAAUGCUCUUAUUCCAGUUAGUAUUUUUUAUAGACAUAAAAGCUUAUCUGUGUGGUUUGUCACGAGUCCCCUAAACUAUUCAUGAAUGGAAAAAGAUCACCAUUUGCUAGAUGUAAUGGAUGGUGAAGCAUUUUUAACACAAGAAAUCAGCAUUCUUAACCCUCCAUUUGUCUUCAGGAUCAAAUUUGACCCAUUUACUAAUAUUUUAUAAUAUCAGAAAUCUGGUUUUAUUUCAUCUAAUUUCAUCUAAUCAGGUUUUGUGUAGCUUCAAGAUACACUACUCACAAAAAGUUAUAUUUGGCUUUUGGGUGAAAUUUAUGGAAAAUGGAAAAUUUCCUCAUCUCAAACAAUUUAUUGAAACAAAAGCCAACAACAGUGGUGGGUAUACCACAACAAAAAAUGUCAACAUCUCAAUAAUUUGUCAUGUGCCCUUGACCAUCAAUUACAGCUUGACAACGACAUCUCAUGCUGUUCACGAGUCAACUUAUUGUCUGCUGAGGCAUGGCAUUCCACUCUUCUUGAAGGGUGGCCCUCAGGUCAUUGAGGUUCUGGGGUGCAGGGUUCCGAGCCUCUACACGGCGACUCAGCUGAUCCCAUAGGUUUUCUAUGGGAUUCAGGUCUGGAGAAAGUGCAGGCCACUCCAUUUGAGGUACCCCAGCCUCCAGCAGCCGUUCCCUAAUGAUGUGACCUCGAUGAGCUGGAGCAUUGUCGUCCAUGAAGAUGAAAUUAGGCCUGUGUUGUUCAUGCAGGGACACAAUGACUGGAUUAAUGAUGUUAUUCAGGUAGUAUUGGCUUGUCACUGUACCAUUCACAAGAUGUAGGGCAGUUCUGUAUUGAGUAGACACACUGCCCAGACUGUAACACCACCACCACCAAAGGCUCAUCUGGUGACAACAGUGGCUGAUGCAUAGCGCUCUCCUUGAUGUCUCCAACAUCGUUGGCGGUCAUCAUUUCUGCUCAACGUGAAUCGACUUUCAUCAGAGAACAGCACUGAGGCCCACUGGUCCCUUGUCCAGCAUAAAUGCUCCCUGGCCCAUGCAAGACGAUGACGCCUGUGCUUGGUGGUGUGGUCAGGUAUUCAACUUCAGGAGUUGAGUGGCAUUCAUCAUCCGGUUCCGCAGGGCACUGUUCACAAUGAAGCGGUCAUCAAAGUGGGAUGUGGCCAAAGGAUGUUGUAAGAAAAAUAAAACGAUGAGGGCGUCGAAGAUCUUAAUGUAGAAGUUUAUUGCAGCAUCGCAGUGACAAAAUACAUAAAGUACUUUGGGUUCAUCGGAGUCAAAAAGAACGCAGGACAAAUCCUGCUCAAACCUUUUAUACAGUGUUUCCCGUCUGUAAUUUAAAUGAGUUUCACUUUAAAUGUAAAUCAGUGUAAGAAAUGAGUAUUCCCCAAAUGGCUGGAUGAUACUGUCGUCUAGCCAGAUGUCCUUAAAUGGUAAUCACGGUCACGUACACCUUGGCUAGGUAUUGUUCUAGGUGUUAUCACCCAAAUGGUCGGGCAAUACUAAAUGGUAAUCAUGGUCACAUAUACCCAUUGUUCUGGGAUGGUUCUUGAUGUCCUGCUGCCGCUCCCAGACUAAUAAUUAAUUGGAUUAAGUGUUCUAAAUGUUUGGUACGGCUGCUUAAAGCCAAUGUAAAAUACCAAAAUAAAUAAACUGGUUUGAAUUAAAGAUAUUUCUAUAUGAUAUGUAAGCCUUUUUUGGGAAUGAGCUCUUUCAGAUGUGUACUGUGGAGUGGAAUCUGGGUUGAGGCAGUCUGUAGUUUCUUACAACGUCCACUUCUAUCCCUAUUGUGACUCUUCCCGUCUCUCUGUAUCUCUGUAGCAACCUGCUGAUGACACUCUGUGACACUCUAAGCUCAGUGACCACUUCCCUCUGAGAACAUCCUGUUUGAAGCCUCAGAAUGGCGAGGUACUGUUGAUCAAUUGUUAGGCAUCGUCUUGGUCUCAUGAUGUCAAAAUGUGAACAGCAUGAUGAAGAGGACAGUUUAAAUAUCAAUUCUAAUUGAACCAGAAAAUUUAUUGGUCGAUUCAUGGAUCAAACACCAGUUCUGAAUUUUGCUGUUAAGCACCUUGUUAGAGAACAGCAAGUAAUGCAAAAACUACUGAAACACUGAACAGUUGGACAUGUGCAUUAGUAGUGUGUAGUGUAAGUAGCUAAUAAUAUGGACACAAAAAUGUGAUACAUAGUGAACUCUACACAACACAUUCACAGUGAGGUUUUACUCAGAAAUAGUGGGUGGUUAAAGUACAUCAUGUCAGUAACCACAACAGGAAGAAGGAAAACAUAACUAAAGAAGAGUCAUUUCAAAAGCUUUGCUGAAGCGCAAUCGGUAUUCAGAAAUCAAUAUAAAAGAAUUAUUCAACUAAUCAACUCAGAGUGAAGAUAUAAUUAUGAAUGUCUCAGUGUACUACUCAGCUGGGUCCCAUGCAGAGAACAUAUUUUUUGCCACAUUUUACGUCAUUGUCUUCAUCAUUUCUGUUCCAUGCAAUAUGCUGGCUCUGUGGGUUUUCUUUCACAAUAAGAAGUCUUCCUCUUCCAAGGUGUUCCUUCUGAACCUGGCAAUAGCUGAUAUGUGUUAUGUUUUGGUGCUGCCCAUUCGUGUGAUUUAUCAUAUGUUGAACAGUGACUGGCCACUUGGGGAGGCAUCAUGUCGCCUGGUAGGAUUCCUGUUUUUUAUAAAUCUCUACUGCAGCAUGUACCUUAUAACUUGCAUUGGACUGGACCGCCUGUUAGCCGUCAUCCUGCCCAUGAAGUGUCAAUCCCUGAGGAGAAGUAAAAAUGCUAAAGUGGUGUGUAUCAUAUUAUGGGCAUUGGUGACUUGUUCAAUGGUGCCUGUGCUCUUCACUUCUGAAACGGUAACAACAAAAAUAAUGUCAUCAGGGAGAAAUAUGACUAUUUGUACAGAGCUGUACCUGGAGAAAAGAUCUUUCAAAGCACUUGUGUCAACAGUAGUUGCAUUUACUGUUCCUCUGGUCUCUCUGACGGUGUCUUACAUCCUCAUUUUUUUCAAGCUCAGAGUGAUGACAUUUCAACAGAGGACGUUUGUCCAAACUAAAGCAGUCAGAAUGAUCCUGCUGACUCUGGCUACCUUCAUAGUGGCCUUUGUGCCCUAUUUCGUGCACCGUUUACUUUACAUUGAGCGCUACAGACAGGAAAAAUCUGAUUUUGUACAGAGAUAUUUGGCCUUUGGUAACUGCUUAACCUCUGCUCUCACGUGUCUUAGUGGUAUAAUGGAUCCAGUUAUGUACUUCUUCCUGGCUCAUAAUUACCAGAAAAGUCUGCUUCAGCUGUGUGGACGAGCAACAAACAAAGACAGGCAGCAGUCCACCACCUGAACUUGACAUGUUUACGGACUGUAUUUAAAUUCUUAUAAAGCUUACAUUUAAUGUAAGUUAAUGUAAGAUAAUUAAUGGGAUUCUUUGGGCAUUGUCAUAAUAAACAACAUGACAAGGAGUCACUGAAAUGAUUUUUUAAAAAAGAUUGCCACAGCAAUUUGUGCAGACAAGCACUAUCAUUGGGAUGUAUUGGCUUUUUGCAAAUUAUCAAUCUUUUUGGUAAAGUUGUAUGUAAAUGUUUUCUGAAAGCCAAACAACUAAAAAUGUCUACCAGUGAUAUAUUUUAGAUAUAUCUUGGCACACUCUGUGUUGAUUUCAUGAUGUCUUUUGUCUAUGACCUUAACUUAUGACCAUGAUAUCCUUUAAGACGAAGAAAUUCUUUGUUUUGAAUGAAUGAGGAAUGUGACGAGCACAGACAGCCCGUUAUCAGCCCAACUGUAGAGAGAUCUGCCACCACCUCUGUUGACACUGUUGAUGUCCAUUGUUAAUGCCUAUUGUCUUUAGCCCACCUGUAGAGACCUCUUUUGUUAACCAUGAAUAUUGCCUUUUAUUGCACAUACAGUAGAUAAUGAUAAUGUCUCAAUAAACUUUGAAGAGCAGUGCUACUAGGACGCCG
This is a messenger RNA of Hemibagrus wyckioides, 5136 nucleotides long. RefSeq names its product uracil nucleotide/cysteinyl leukotriene receptor. Gene Ontology annotation, biological process: phospholipase C-activating G protein-coupled receptor signaling pathway; positive regulation of Rho protein signal transduction. The coding region runs from base 3576 to 4520 and encodes 314 amino acids. Lineage: Eukaryota; Metazoa; Chordata; Actinopteri; Siluriformes; Bagridae. Gene Ontology annotation, cellular component: membrane. The record is from RefSeq and is a predicted model, not a curated record. The transcript is spliced from 2 exons. Gene Ontology annotation, molecular function: G protein-coupled receptor activity.